Molecule: messenger RNA, 507 nt
Organism: Alternaria arbusti
Lineage: Eukaryota; Fungi; Ascomycota; Dothideomycetes; Pleosporales; Pleosporaceae
Exons: 1
Coding region: 1-507 (168 amino acids)
Source: RefSeq, a predicted model, not a curated record
AUGGGUGGGGAAGAGACUAGCCCAGAGAAGCGCAGAAGUAGCAGAGACGUCCGAAGAAGUCUUGAGGGUGGCUCGCGGCUCGAAAUCCGAACGCGGCUAAGAAGCCUCAGUCACAGGCGACGAAACGAAAACCACGAACCGAUACCGCAGCCAGAGAAGAAGAGUGCGUCAACUACAAUGCCAGAUGUGCGCUAUCUUCUCAUCUCGCCGCUCACGCCGCCAACCUCUACACUGGCUGCACCGGCGCUGAUACACAAGUUUUGGAGCAGGUCUAAAGACGACUGUCAGGAAGUGAUUGGAAAGCAUAUAACCCUAGCCAUCUAUGGCGAUCAAGAUAUCUUCGCUUCGUCAAAGAAAAUCCGGGACUGGUCAGAACAGCUCAAAGCCGAGCCGGCGUCACGCUUCACCAGUGUUGAGGUCGCCGGCGCAGGGCACUUUUGGCAUGAGAACGGCGUUGAAGUAAGACUAAGAUCUGCGCUGAAAGAAUGGGAGGCUGCGAUACGAUAA